Oikopleura dioica is the source of this 1779-nucleotide messenger RNA. The record is from the annotation of a GenBank genome assembly. NCBI's taxonomy places the organism in Eukaryota, Metazoa, Chordata, Appendicularia, Copelata, Oikopleuridae.
AUGGAGCUGUUCAAAAACUUGACUGUCUCAGAGAAGGCGUGGAUCGAGCAUCCGAUCUAUGAAAGGGCGCUUGAGCGGUUUCAUGAAUACUCAGCACGUCAGUUGCGCGAGUCGAUUCUUGGCGAGACAGCUCUUGCUGGAGCCCCUGCCACAGCAAACCCAGUUACAAAGGCUGCCGCAAAUACAACAGCCGCUCCAGCUGCGGAAAAGAUCGUGGAAAGAAUUGGCGCUGCCCGGGAUUCGAUCAAGGUCGCUCUGGAAAAUCCCAACGCGGCGGGAGCCAAGACCAACACCACCCAGGCCGCCCUCGAAGAUAGAAUCGCUCUCAUAGAAGCAGAGAACAGAGGAUUGAAAUCGCAACUCGAACAGAUUACAGCACGUUUUGCUGCACUGGAGGCCCGUCUCAAUGCAAAUCCAGAAGCCGCCAAAGAAGCCGAAGGAGAUGAUGACAUUGAUCUCUUCGGAUCCGAUGACGAAGAUGAGAAUGAAGAAGCAGAGAAACUCAAGGCCGAGCGAAUCGCCGCUUACAAUGAAAAGAAAAAGGCAAAGGAGGAUAAGAAAGGUGUCUUGAUUGCGAAGUCGAACAUUUUGCUCGACGUCAAGCCUUGGGAUGACGAGACCGACCUUGGCGAGAUGGAGAAGGCUGUCCGAGCCAUCGAGAAGGACGGGCUUCUCUGGGGAACUGCCAAACUCGUCCCUGUCGGGUACGGAAUCAAGAAGCUCCAAAUCUGCUGCGUCGUUGAGGAUGACAAAGUCGGAACCGACUUUUGGAAGAAGAAAUCACUGCGAUUGAGGACUUCGUCCAGUCGGUUGACAUCGUCGCAUUCAAUAAGAUCUAAGAUCUACGAGGCGCUACUAAUGAAUCCUGGAAAUCAGGGAUUUCAUCACGUGCCCUUUGGCUGCUAUGAAAUUCAGCCGUUAGAUCAACUUCCCCUGGCUUACAUCUCUCCAGACCAAUCGACUGCGAUAACUGCGCCCGUCUUUCAUCCCUCGCCACCACUCAUGGCUUUUCCGACAGAUGAGUGCACAGUAUACGGCUUGAGCGGCGAGUAUUUCAGUCCAAAUAUGUUCUACUCUGGUCCAAUUCAGGGAUACGGGAGUCCCUUCUUCGGUCCCACUUUUCUCGAACAUGCUGGUCAUGUGAUCGAGACACCUCAACCUAUGGAGCCUUGGAACAACUCUUUUCUUCCCACAGACUGCUCUGACUGUGUCUUUAUUCAAGGGCUACCAGAAGAUAUCUCGAAGGAGGCGCUGAUCUCCAGAUUCAAAGAAGCAGGAAACAUCAAAGUCAGCAAAGGCGUCGAACGGGUCUUCCUCUUCUUAGAGAGAAGAACAAAACGACAAACAGGCUGCGCUACAGUCACCUACUAUAACUCGGAAGAUGCAAGAAGCGCGAUCGAGCUCUUCCAUCAAAGCUCCUUCGACCCGGCCAGUCCCAAAGAGUCUAUCAUGAAAGUACGAAUCGCCACACCCGAGGAAAAGAACCCAUUCGCUGAGAAACUUCGUCGCGAAAACGAAGUCAAUCAUCUGAAGCAAGAAAGUCUGCGUCAGAUGCGUUUGCAGAAUCGCAACUAUGCGCUGCUCCACAACCAGCACAAGCCCAUUCCCAUCGAACCGCCACGGUUUCAUCAUCAUCAACUCCCGCCUUCAAUCAUUCCAAACAAUUCGUCCUCUGGCCAAUUCUAUCAACCCAACUUUCACAAGAAGCAUUUCUCAAAUGCCCGAAACAACAGACCAGUGGCUAAUAAUGUGGCUCGCCGAAAUGUUCAUACUCACUAA